AUGCCGGGCUCGGGGAGUCCGGACACCUGCCCGACCCCUCGCCUGCGCCACCGCGGGUGCCACCGCACCCGCCGGGUGUCCCCGAGUCCCAGGGAGCCGGGGCGGGAAUGUCGAGCUCAGGUCCUGCCCCCUGGCCGUGUCCCCACCCCCCAGCCAAGCCAGCGCCUAGGCGGAAAAACCCCGCGGAGCGCAACCGCUCCGCGCCAAGCUCGCUCUGGGACCGGGAGAGCUGGACGCCUUCUCGCCAUUUCGGAGGAGCCUUCCUCUCCCCGCUCCUCCUGCUCCUCCUCCUCCUCCUUUUGGGAAGGACGGGGAAAUGGCAGUGCCCGCUCCGCGCCCGCGGAGCCGCGGCCGUGCCCGCCCGGGCACCCCCAGCUCCCGCUGAAGCAGCUGCAGCCGUGCCUGUGUUGGCGAACACUGGGUGUCACCCGCCCCGCGGGGACACCACGGCUCGUCCCAGUCAGGCCCCACGCCAAGAGAAGGCGACUUCCAGCCGCGCCGCCCGUCCCGGGAGCGCCCGGGGCUGCCACCGACCCUCCCGGUGUGUCCCCGCAGCCUCCUUGUCCUGCUGUCGCCUGUCCUGUUUGUCCCUGUGCCGUUCAUCCCUGUCCCCUGCGCCACUCAUCCCUGUCCCCUUUGUCCCGUUUAUCCCUGUCCCCUGUGCCACACAUUCCUUUCCCAUUUAUCCCUGUCCCUUUUAUCCCUGUGCCGCUCAUCCCUGUCCCGUUUAUCUCUGUCCCCUGUGCCACUCAUUCUCGUCUCAGUUAUCCUGGUCCCGUUUAUCCCCGUGCCACUCAUUCCUAUCCCCUUUGUCCCGUUAACCCUGUCCCAUUUAUCCCUGUCCCCUGUGCCACUCAUCCCUGUCCCGUUUGUCCCUGUCCCCCGCUCCACUCAUCCUUGUCCCCUGUGCCACUCAUCCCUGUCCCCAGCCCUGCUCAUCCCCAUUCCGUUCAUCCCUGUCCCCUGUCCCGUUUGUCCCUGUCCCCCGCCCCACUUGUCCUUGUCUCAGUGCCGCUCAUCCUUGUCCCCUUUGUCCCGCUUAUCCCUGUCCCGUUUGUCCCUGUCCCCGAGCCACUCAUCCCUGUCCCGUUUAUCCCUGUCCCGUUUGUCCCUGUCCCCCGCCCCACUCGUCCCUCAGUGCCGUUCAUUCCUGUCCCCUUUGUCCCGUUCUUCCCUGUCCCCUGUGCCACUCAUCCCUGUUCCCCAUCCCAUUAAUUCCUGUCCCCAGCCCUGCUCAUCCCUGUCCCCCCGUGCCACUCAACCUUGUCCCAGCCCCUCUCAAUUCUGUCCCCUGCGCCACUCCUCCCUGUCCCCGUCCAGUCCAUCCCUGUCCCCUGCCCUGCCCGUCGCUGUCCUCUGUCCCCUGCCCUCGUCAUUUCUGUCCCUUGUUCUGCCCAUCCCUGUCCCCUGUCCAGUCCAUUCCUGUCCCCCGCCCUCGUCAUUUCUCUCCCCAGCCCUGCCCACCCCUGUCCUGCCCUGCUCAUCCCUGUCCCCUGUC
Molecule: messenger RNA, 1498 nt
Organism: Ficedula albicollis (Collared flycatcher)
Lineage: Eukaryota; Metazoa; Chordata; Aves; Passeriformes; Muscicapidae
Product: vegetative cell wall protein gp1-like
Exons: 4
Coding region: 1-1215 (404 amino acids)
Source: RefSeq, a predicted model, not a curated record